Phalacrocorax carbo (great cormorant) is the source of this 1572-nucleotide messenger RNA. Lineage: Eukaryota; Metazoa; Chordata; Aves; Suliformes; Phalacrocoracidae. The record is from RefSeq and is a predicted model, not a curated record.
AUGCCGCCUGCCUCAGGGCUUGUGCCCGUGGGGCUGCUGGGACUGCUGAGCGUGGCCUUGUCUCUCAGCGGUGACAGGGCUGGCGGCACCAUGUGGUUUCCCUGGGAUGCGAUGAGGCUCCCCAGGCACGUCGUCCCGCUGCGUUACCACCUCCUCGUCCAUCCUAAGCUCACCACCCUGACCUUCGGUGGGGCUGCCAUCAUAGAGGACGUAGUCCCCCAGCAGAGCGGAGCGCUUGUCCUGCCCAGCGGGCGCCUGCACGUCACCAGGGCCGACAGCGAGGCCGGGAGCGCCUGCUCGGUGAAGUCUGUGAAUUUAACUCUCUGACUUGUUGAGGACAAUUCUGAUACCACUGUCAAGGUGAGUAGGUACCUUGUGGCCUUCAUUGUUUUGGAUUUUAACUCCAUCAGCAAAAUAACCGGCCAUGGGUUUAAGAUUUCUGUGCACACGGUGCCAGACAAGACCGACCAAGCUGAUUAUGCAUCGGAUGCGGCGGUGGAACUUCUAGAUUUCCGCAGGGAUUACUUCAGCAUUCCAUAUCCUUUACCUAAACAACAUUUAGCCGCUAUUCCUGAUUUUCAGUCUGGUGCUAUGGGAAACUGGGGACUGACCCCAUACCGGGAACCUGCAUUGUUGUAUGACCCUGGAAAGUCCUCAGCAUCUUCUGAACUUUGGAUUACUAUGACAACAGCCCAUGAGCUGGUUCCUCAGGCCUGCAAAGUCCCCUGCAAGGGGAAACUCCACCAGCAACACACCGUGGACAUCGUAAAAAGAAACGACGAGCGCUCGUGUCGAGGGAAGGGAGCAGCCAGAAAGAGGCGCAUAAUGUAUAUCAACUCCUGGCUACGUGGCUGGUGCCACCGUGAGGGGUUUGGCUUUUAUGCCAACGGGGCGUUCUUCAAUGACUACAACAUGCUAGGGAGGGAUGGAACCCACCUGCCCAACAGGGAUCUGCUGGAAGACAAUGUGGCAGCUCGCGUGUCAUCCACCAAGUUCCUGGAACGCAUAGAGGACUGCUUCCUCAUACAAAUGUUGGAUGUGCCAGCCAGGAAUGAGGCACUGCUGGACUCGCUACGCACAAGGCGAGAAAACCUGCUUUGUAGUAUCUCCGUUAGUGAUAGGCUUGGCUGCAGUGACCGCAAUAUUGUGGAGUUGGGGAUCCUGCUGAGCAUGCCGAAGGGAGACUCUUUCUUAAGGAGAUUCUUUGAUGCCGUGGCAGAGGAUGCAUGAAAUUCAUCACAUCGUGUAUCUACUCCUGUGGAAUAUCCAGCUCAAAUUUUAGAACUGAUUGGUAAUGAUCUUUCCUAUGAGAAGGGAUCUCGUAUAUUAAAUAUGCUGAGGGACUUCCUGACUGCUGCUGCCUUUAAAGCUGGACUUGUCCAGUACCUGCAGAAGUACAGCUAUCAGAAUACAAAAAUUAAACUGUGGAACAGCACGACAAAUAUUUGCCCUACAGUAGGUUAUGAUCAAAAUGAACUACAAGGUGGUGGGUUUUGCAGACGCCAACAGUCGCCUUCAAAUGCAAACGACUCUUACCCACUGGCGUACCGCAGGGUUCAUCAAAAAUUCUAA